Molecule: messenger RNA, 1100 nt
Organism: Dipodomys spectabilis (banner-tailed kangaroo rat)
Lineage: Eukaryota; Metazoa; Chordata; Mammalia; Rodentia; Heteromyidae
Gene: Phb1
Product: prohibitin
Exons: 7
Coding region: 107-925 (272 amino acids)
Biological process (GO): mitochondrion organization
Cellular component (GO): mitochondrion; membrane
Source: RefSeq, a predicted model, not a curated record
GGAGAAAGAAAGGAGCUGCCUGCCGCACGCGCAGUGGGCACGACUGGGAAAAUUCAUGUGGAGGUCAGAGUGGAAGCAGGUGUGAGUGGGUCCAACAGAAGGAAACAUGGCUGCCAAAAUAUUUGAGUCCAUUGGCAAGUUUGGCCUGGCCCUAGCUGUCGCAGGAGGCGUGGUGAACUCUGCCUUAUAUAAUGUGGAUGCUGGGCACAGAGCUGUCAUCUUUGACCGAUUCCGUGGUGUUCAGGACAUUGUGGUAGGGGAAGGGACUCACUUUCUGAUCCCUUGGGUACAGAAACCAAUUAUCUUUGACUGCCGCUCUCGGCCACGUAAUGUGCCGGUCAUCACUGGGAGCAAAGAUUUGCAGAACGUCAAUAUCACACUACGAAUCCUCUUCCGGCCAGUUGCGAGCCAGCUUCCUCGUAUCUACACUAGCAUCGGAGAGGACUAUGAUGAGCGUGUGCUGCCAUCCAUCACUACAGAGAUCCUCAAGUCUGUGGUGGCUCGCUUUGAUGCUGGAGAACUGAUCACCCAAAGAGAGCUGGUCUCCAGGCAGGUGAGCGAUGACCUCACAGAGCGAGCAGCAACCUUUGGGCUCAUCCUGGAUGACGUGUCCCUGACACAUCUGACCUUUGGGAAGGAGUUCACAGAAGCAGUGGAAGCCAAACAGGUGGCUCAGCAGGAAGCAGAGAGGGCCAGAUUUGUGGUGGAAAAGGCUGAGCAGCAGAAGAAGGCGGCCAUCAUCUCUGCUGAGGGCGACUCCAAGGCGGCCGAGCUGAUUGCCAACUCCCUGGCCACGGCAGGUGAUGGCCUGAUUGAGCUGCGUAAGCUGGAAGCCGCGGAGGACAUUGCAUACCAGCUCUCGCGCUCACGCAACAUCACUUACCUGCCUUCAGGGCAGUCUGUGCUUCUCCAGCUGCCCCAGUGAGGCCUGCCCUGCCUGUACUUCCUUGGUCAACUGGACCCCAGCCCUUAGGAUUCUGAGCAGCACCCCAGAAAUCACUGUGAAAUUUCAUGAUUGGCUUAAAAUGAAGGAAAUAAAUCACUUCCGAUCUUUAAUUAUCAACUGAAGCUCUUUCAUUCUCCUGUCCAUCUACCUUUUU